CAGGCGUCAAGUGGCCGUGCGGUCGAGAGGGCACUGUACAGGUUGGCACGGUGCGAUUCUCCGCUGCCGCCGGCCUGGCAUUCUUGGACGCGCCAGCAGAAUUGCCCCGCUCUUCCAAGGAUAUAGUGGACGGCAAGCACUAAAGCCACCUGCCACAGCAGGUAUUGCACAGUGCCACAUGGAUGCUGCAGCGCACGGCGCCUACGCACUUGGCUUUUACUACACGGCCACCACGGGGCCCUCUCCGAUGGUCUCUUGUAAGCAAAAUAACGACGGAAGAAAUAGAAGCAUUAAAAAUAAAGACAAAAAAUCACAGUGUUACUACGGCUUACAGUGCUCAUUGUCAAAACUCUAGCAUUUUACUCAUCCCUCAGAGACAAUAGCCGAGGCGUCCACCGAUUGUCCCGAGCAAAGACCCCCCUUCGGCCAUGCCAUUGUUUCGGGUGGCAGCGCCCUGUGCCUAGGCCCUGUGCAGCGGCGCUUCCCCCCUAACGUGGGUACCUGUACAGUGCCAGCCAGUGCCCGCUCUGGUGGCUGCCGCCUUCUGUAGCCAAGGAAAAACGUCUGACCUGACGCGACCGCGAAAGCCCCUUAUUUCUCCCUCCCACCCAAGUAAACCCCCAUCUUCUCUAUCAACAUCGUCAACGAAUCCCCCUUCCCACAACUCGCCGGACGGAAUCAACGAUCUGCGUCGCCUUGCUGCCUCGCAGUCCCCUUUCUUCAAAAUGGCGAAUCCAUUCAGUACUGCGUUCAAGUCAUUUUGGCAUACUAUGACUAGCUAUGAUAGACAUUCUUCAUUCGACUCUCCCCAACGAUCAGGACGCCACGUCCCCCUUCGCAACGAUAGAGAUGGCAUGUUAACCGGCGUUGCCACCGCCUCUGAUUCGCGUGCAGAUGUUAGCAACCCUUACUUUGACGAGAGCGGCCGAGCUUCCCCGAUCCGACGAAACCACGGUACUGCAAGCCCCAACCCUGGCACAUACUCGCCCGGCUCACGGUCGCUCUCGGCGCAGAGAGGCGACGGGUUCGAGACGCAAACUCCCGGAGAUGUUCCCAUGCAAGCGUUCCAAGAUGGCCUGCCACCCCCACCGCCAAUCCAACACUCGUGGGGAAGAAUAGACAAAUGGGCCGAGGAGAACUACCCCGAGCUUUUCGACCAGCUCGGUGAAGGAGCCACAGCCAACGAUAUGAACGAACUCGAGCAUCAGCUUGAUUGCACUCUCCCGCAAGAUGUGCGCGAUUCGCUGAUGAUUCACGAUGGUCAGGAGCGAGGAGGCACGCCAACUGGUAUCAUUUUCGGAUCAAUGCUGAUGGACUGUGAGGAAAUCGUACAGGAGUGGGAGCAAUGGAGACGGGUCAACGAGCAGUAUCUCCUUGACGCCGCUGCCAAUCGCCCUCCUCCACCUCCAGUUCGUGCCUCAACAAACGGCGCCGGCAGCAGCGAAGCGUCCUCCUCGAAGCAGCGACCUUCCUCUUCGUCUUCUUCGCAACACGACGAAUGGCGACAGAACCUCCUCUCCAAACAGCAAUGCGUUCCCCCAAAUGCCGUAAAGAAGGCGUACGCCCACAACGCUUGGAUUCCUCUCGUUCGUGAUUGGGGAGGCAACAACCUUGCAGUAGACUUGUCCCCCGGUCCUGGUGGCAAAUGGGGUCAGAUUAUCCUUUUUGGCCGCGACUACGACACAAAAUACGUCAUUGCGCGCUCCUGGUCUGCUUUCCUUGCCCUUGUUGCGGACGAUCUGAACAGCGGCAAAUGGUUUGUGGACGAAGAGACAAGCGAACUGAAGCUGCGUGAAUUCAGAGACUCCCGCGUAGAGCCGCCCUACUUCAGCAUUUUGAGAUGGAGAAUGGAUCAAAAGUAUGGCCGCCGUGGCCCGUCGAACAAGCGCAAGUCCGUAAUGUCACCCAAGGCCGGUUCCCCCUUGGGAUCUCGCUCGGCCUCGCCAUACACGAAACCAGCCGAUGCCAACGGUGACGCUCGCGGCCGCUCCAUGCAGCGUCUCAGUCAAUCAUCGCCUCUGACGAGCCCCAUGCGCCGCGGCUAUAACAAAGCCCCUCUCAGUAAGGUUGCCGAAGAGGGUCUGUUGCCAGAGCUGCGCUCAGCAAUCAUUGAGCCCUCGAAGUUAGUCGAAGUCGAAACCCCGCGCGUCAGCGAAGAUGACAAGGAUGCGUCCCGUAUUAGCUUAUCCAGCCCCGGGGAGAACGAUUUGCUCCGAAACGACAAGGAAAACGUCACCCCUAGGCCGAAUGGAAAGAAGAUUGGCAACGACGACGCCAUGAAGACCAUUGAAAUCUAGGAGACCUCCAACGGCAACGGAUACAUUACCGAUCCGCGGAACCCCUCGCCUCAUGUACGCGGCUCGCGCGACUUACGCUACCCUCUAUGACGGCAUGACUUAUUACUUGUUCUAUUAUUACUUUAUCACGCUGGGUUGUUGUCUUUUUUAUGCUUUUUUAUGUUGCCAUUGAUUACAGGCACAGAGUAUACAUACAUAUCAAAAUUCGGGCGUUUGGGGCGUCAUGCAGACCAUUUCUAUGGAGAUAUGGGCUGCAGGAAAUUAGAGCAGCAUGAGAGUAGGAUUGCUGGUAUUUGCUUAUGAAUUUUUUGUUUCUUGUCUUCUUUUCCUCUUUUUGCAGCGACUCGAAUAAUAUUUAGGAGAAGAAUAGCCACUAUUAUUAGGUUGGAGCUGCCAGUUCUGGCGCGUCGAACUGAGAAGGUCUUUGCAUCAUCAGCUUGGAUGCUAUACUGGAACGGAGAGACUAGCUAGGCUCAACUAGUUCGCUUUGAAAUCAUAGAAACCAAGCAAUCAGCCUUGUACCACCAAUAUAUUUGUCCUCUACAUAUCACUGUGUUCAAUAUCUCAGGCUUGCCGCGACACAGGUCUUACACUUGGCUUGUCUGUGAAGGCCUCCAAAAGUAUAAAGGGAGAAAGACACACAUAUCACCUAGAUCCUCCAAUUCUCAUGAACGCAUUUAUAAUAAACUGGUAUAAAUAUAUUGACUGAAAAUUCACUGCAUAAAUAUGCGUCCAAGAUUAGACGCCAUCAUAAGUUAUAUAUCGCACACCUGUGGGACUAAGUAUAUAUAUAUAUAUACACCUGUAACACCGUUCCAUUUACGCCGAAAAAGAAAUAGAAAGCCAUUUACUGGCGCUCGAGUCUCGCGCGGCGCAUAGCACCAGGCUUACUAGCCAAGGGAAAGACGGGGAAGUCGCUAGAAAGGCCUUUGGUGCAGCCAACGCCGGUAGCGAGGGCCUGGACGACUGACCACUGGCCGCUGGCGCAGCGUUGGAAAGAGAGUCCGUCGACACAGUUCCACUGGCCUUCGUCAGUGCACUUUUGAGCCGCUGGAAAGCCAGCAGCAGGAGAAUCGCCGGAGAUGGGAGUUGGGGUAGGGGUGCUUGUGGGAGUGCCAGCUGCAUCGUUGACGCUGUUCAUUUCCAUGUCUGAUUCAGCAGUAGGAGCAGCUGGGGCGUCGGUAGCAAAGACGGCAUCAGAGCCUUGAGUAGAGUCGUCAAGUUGAGGGGCAGCGGUAGCAACAGCAGCGUGGUGGCCGUCAUCGGCAAAGAGCUCCUUGGGGCCACGGAGGGCAGCAGGGCCCUGGGUGCAAACAGCCUUGCUUGGGCUCCAGAACUUGGCAGUGACGCCGUUGAACUGGUCCACAAACUUGCCGGGGUUGGGGAACUUGACGUCGACGUUGGGAGGGACGCUGCACAUCUCGUCGGCGGUGUCUUUGGCGUCCAUCUUGAUGUUGGCGAUGAACAUGUCGGGCAGAGACUGCCAGUAGGAAUCAACGCCAGUGUUGCCGGUGACGGUGACGGGCGCGCAGUUCAUGUACAUCUCACGGUUGCCGACCUUGUUGAACCAGGUCCACGCGAGAGUGUAGUUGCCAGCAGCCAGCUUCUCGGGGAUGUCAAAGUCGUAGGUGAAUGGGACGGCCAUGGUGGCGUCGCUUCCAAGGUUGCCCUUGGUGUUCUUGGCAGGGCACCCACCCUCGAUGGACUUGAUGACCUUCCAGACAGAGUUCUUGUCGGGGUGCAGGUCGGUCGUGACGGAGACUUGGCACGAGCCGCCGCCGUGGACGGAGCUGCCUUCAAAGGCGAGGUGCUGGGUGCUGCCUUGGGCGUAGAUGUUGGAGGCGCCUUCAAGAUCGUAGACGUCGGCUCUCUGCUUGCAGGGGAAGUCGGCGCCGUUGGCAUCGAGGGGAGAGUUGUUCAGGGAAGCUUUGCCGUAGGGGACGGGGUUGGUCAUGAGAACAUGGGCGCUGGCCAGAGCGGCCAUGCUAGAGACGGCGAGGAUGUGGGAGAGCAUGGUGGUAGUCUUUCCAGAAAACUUGGGGUAUAUGGAGUAUCUUGUAGUGUAUUCUUCGAUCGUGCCAGACGACGAAGGGUUUGUAGAGUAUGUGCAGCUAGCUUAACCAGGGGACUAAGCAGCGUAGAUGGAGAUUCAACU
Molecule: messenger RNA, 4452 nt
Organism: [Torrubiella] hemipterigena
Lineage: Eukaryota; Fungi; Ascomycota; Sordariomycetes; Hypocreales; Clavicipitaceae
Source: the annotation of a GenBank genome assembly